Henningerozyma blattae CBS 6284 is the source of this 708-nucleotide messenger RNA. RefSeq names its product SRP1/TIP1 family protein. The transcript has a single exon. Gene Ontology annotation, molecular function: structural constituent of cell wall. Lineage: Eukaryota; Fungi; Ascomycota; Saccharomycetes; Saccharomycetales; Saccharomycetaceae. The record is from RefSeq and is a predicted model, not a curated record. Bases 1 to 708 code for a protein of 235 amino acids. Gene Ontology annotation, cellular component: cell wall.
AUGUCUUUUGCUAAAUUUGUUACCUUAUUGAUUGCUGCUGCCACUUCUGCUUAUGCCAUCUCACCAGAAGACCAAGUUUCUGAAAUGCAAAUAAUCUUAUCUGAUGUCAACGACAACUUACAAGAUUAUGUUGGUUUAGUUGGUUCUAUGGAUAUUCCACAAGCUUUAUUUGAUUUAUAUGCUAUUAAAGCCACUGCUACUGAUGACUCUUACACCAAGCUAAUGGCUCAAUUAGAUAUGAACCAAAUCUCUGCUAUGUUGACCGUUUUACCAUGGUACUCCUCUAGAUUAGAAGCCAAGGUUGCUCAAUUUGGUGAAGCUGCUGCUACUACCACUUCUUCCAAGGUUGAAACUAUCUCUUCCAAGGUUGGAACUAUCUCUUCCAAGGUUGAAACUGCCUCUUCAAAGGUUGAAACUGCCUCUUCCAAGGUUGAAACUACUAUUACUUCAUCUAUCAUAGCUUCAUCCAGCAAAACUGAAUCUUCUACUGAAGUUGCCAAGACUUCUACUACCACCAUCGCCUCUGAAACCAGCGCUACUCCAUCCGGUGUUGCAACUUCUACUUUAAAAGAACAAGUUGCUGUUGUUUCUCAAAUCGGUGACGGUCAAAUUCAAGCUACCGUUAUCCAACAAACUGAAAACGGUGCCAUCAAAAACGCUGUUGGCUUAGGUGCUGGUUUAGCUGCCGCUGCUGCUCUAUUGUUAUAA